UUUUCAAUGAAAGUUGUUAGUUCCAUUGAGGAAAUCAGGUUUUUUAUUAGAGAGAAAAGGUAUGAGGCAAUAAGGAAUGAUCAGGAAUUAUGUUUUGUUCCAACAAUGGGUGCUUUACAUGAUGGGCAUUUAAACUUAAUUAAACAAGCAAAACAACAACAAUCAAAAAAUACUUUAGUUGUUGUUUCUAUUUUUGUUAAUCCUUUACAAUUUGGACCAAAUGAGGAUUUUGAUCGUUAUCCAAGAAAUUUAACAGAAGAUUUGGAAAAAUUAAAAGAAUUGGCUGAUUGUGUUUUUACUCCAGAAAUUAAAAAUAUUAUUGGCAAAGAAGAAUUAAUUAAAAUGGAUGCUGGGCCUGUUAGUAAAGUUUUGGAAGGGAAAACGAGGCCUAAUUAUUUUGAUGGUGUUUUGACUAUAGUAGCCAAAUUAUUUAAUAUUGUACAGCCAGAUGUUGCUUUGUUUGGGAAGAAGGAUGCGCAACAGGUGGGGGAAAUUAUGGGAAUAUUCUGUAAAACAUAUAGCUAUUUAAUUCCUGACGCUGUGCAAUAG
Molecule: messenger RNA, 549 nt
Organism: Meloidogyne enterolobii
Lineage: Eukaryota; Metazoa; Nematoda; Chromadorea; Rhabditida; Meloidogynidae
Source: the annotation of a GenBank genome assembly